GGACUGGAAUAGGAGUGGUCCCGGCAGACGCGGCGCCGCCGGACAGUGCCACUAUGGGGACCACAGCCCCAGGGCCCAUUUACCUUCUGGAUCUAUGUGACCAGAAACUCCUGGACUUUGUCUACAAUGUGGACAAUAAGGACUUCAUGUGGCUCAAGGAGAUUGAGGAGGAGGCUGAGCGCAUGUUUAUCAGAGAAUUCAACAAUGAGCCAGAGCUGAUGCCCAAAACUCCUUCUCAGAAAAACCGUCGGAAGAAGAGACGGGUGUCUAACAUUCAGGAUGAAAACAGAGAUCCCGUGAGGAAAAGGUUAUCUCGCAGAAAGUCUCGGAGUAGUCAGGUAGGCACCCGGCAUCUCCGCAGCAAGCCGGUUACUAUUGUUGAGGAGAAUGGCUCCCCUGUGUUGCAGCGGAUAACUCGGGCUGCAGCUGCAGCAGCAGCAGCAUCAGCAGCAGCAGCAUCAGCAUCAGCAGCAGCAGCAGCAGCAGCAGCAGCAUCAGCAUCAGCAGCAUCUGUGUCUGUGGCAUCAGGUUCUUGCUCUCCCACUGCUGAGUCUCCUCCCACAGUGCUGAUGAAGGAAGCUGUGGUGGAGGUAAACAUCCGUGAUCAACUGAGAGCAGAACUACAACUCAUUAAGCUCAAAGGUGGCCUUCCUCCAUCUUCAGUUUCCCAAGGCACCUUGACAUCAGAGGAGAAACCAACACCCAAGAAAUCAGAGGCUGGGAGGCUAGACUCUGUCACAGUGAACUCCCUCAAGGCUACCCCUCAGAGCCCUAAGAACCGAGGGGUUGGGGAAGGACGUUCUGUUUCCAAGCUCAAGAUUGCUCGGGCCUCCCGGGGCCUGCAGGACUCUCCUGGCUCUACAGACUCUCCAUGGCAAGAGCGGGUGCUUUCUCCUAUCCUGCCAAAUAAUAUCUUGCCCACCACAGCCAAGAGCCCUCUUGGGAGUAUUCGAUCAGUGCGGCGAAGCCUGAUUUCCCAGGAUUCCCAAGUGCCACUAGCCAAAAAGUAUUGUUUGGUGGCCGAACAAGAAAAUGCUAGUCGCAGAUCAAGCAGGAUUGCCAAGAAGGCUGGCAAAGAGCCAGAGGCCUCUGCUCGCAUCAUUUGUCACAGUUACCUGGAGAGGCUCCUGGAUGUUGAAGUGCCUCAGAAUGUUGGCCUGGAACAGGAGCCUGUUGAGGUGGCUGAACCUGAGGAGGCAGUAGAGGAACAAGAGGUCUCCAAGAACAGUGGGAGUCCCUCCAAACCCUGCAGUGCUCCCAAGAUUGCGAUUAGUACGCCCACCUUGAAGCCUGUGGCCACUGGCCAGGCAACGGCUGUGGAAGAGGAAGAAGCUGAGCUUGACCAAACAGAUGGACACAGAGAGCCACCCCAGAGUGUCAGGAGGAAACGCAGUUACAAGCAGGCAAUGAGUGAAACAGAUGAGGAACAACUGGAAGAUGAAGAACUGCAGCUCCCCCGGAACAAGACCCUUUCCCCACCCUGUCCAGCCAACAAGGUGGUACGGCCCCUCCGGACUUUCUUGCACACAGUGCAGAAGAACCAGAUGCUCAUGACCCCCACUCUGCCCUCCCGCAGCAGUGUCAUGAAGUCCUUUAUUAAACGCAACACUCCACUCCGUGUGGACCCUAAGUGCAGCUUUGUUGAGAAGGAGCGCCAGCGCCUAGAGAGCCUGCGACGGAAGGAGGAGGCUGAGCAGCUGCGCAGACAGAAGGUAGAGGAAGACAAGCGGCGGCGACUGGAGGAGGUGAAGCUGAAGCGUGAAGAACGCCUCCGCAAGGUGUUGCAGGCCCGUGAGCGGGUGGAACAGAUGAAGGAGGAAAAGAAGAAGCAGAUUGAGCAGAAGUUUGCUCAGAUUGAAGAGAAGACAGAAAAGGCUAAGGAGGAGCGGCUGGCAGAGAAGGCAAAGAAAAAGACAACUGCCAAGAAGAUGGAAGAGGUAGAGGCACGCAGGAAGCAGGAGGAGGAGGCACGCAGGCUCAGGUGGCUCCAACAGGAGGAAGAGGAGCGGCGGCAUCAAGAAAUGCUUCAGCGGAAGAAGGAGGAAGAACAGGAACGCCGCAAAGCAGCUGAGGUCAGGCGGCUGGCAGAACAGCGUGAGCAAGAGCGGCGGAGGGAGCAGGAACGGAGGGAACAGGAACGGAGGGAACAGGAACGGAGGGAGCAGGAACGUCUUCGAGCCAAGAGGGAGAUGCAGGAGAGAGAGAAAGCCCUGCGGCUCCAAAAGGAACGACUUCAGAAAGAACUGGAAGAGAAGAAGCAGAAGGAAGAGCAGCAGCGCCUGGCUGAGCAGCAACUACAGGAGGAGCAGGCAAAGAAAGCUAAGGAGGCGGCAGCAGCCAACAAAGUCCUGAACAUGACCGUGGAUGUGCAGUCUCCUCUUUGUACCUCAUAUCAAAUGACUCCACAAGGACCCAAAUCCUUCCCGAAGAUCAGUGUAGAUGACUAUGGGAUGGACCUAAAUAGUGAUGACUCCACAGAUGACGAGGCCCAUCCCCGGAAACCCAUCCCUUCCUGGGCCAAAGGCACUCAACUCAGCCAGGCCAUUGUCCACCAGUACUACCACCCCCCAAACAUGCUAGAGCUCUUCGGAUCUAUUCUCCCGCUGGACUUGGAGGACAUCUUUAAGAAGAAGAAGACUCGCUACCAUAAGCGUACUAGCUCUGCUGUUUGGAACUCACCACCCCUGAAAGCCACCAUGGUCCCCAGCAGUGGGGACUAGCCUAUAGUCUGAAGAAGCCAUGAGGCCGGCCCUCAACCUUUUUGCAGUACAGGGCCCAUGUGUGUCUUUCUGUUUGUUUCUCUGUCUGUUUCUGUGUUGGGCUGGUGCCCUUGUGUCUGACAUGCCAUUGUUCAGGUGGAUAUCAGUGUCCUCUGUUUGUCAGGUAUUCCCAGACUUGUUUGGAGGAUGAGCUUCAUGCCUGGGGAAGAACCAGAUUCAGCACUGAUGGAUCGUUGCAGUACUCUGUAAAUAGAUUGUUACAGUUCAGUUGAGUGAAUUUUAGUUUCUGGUGUUUGUGAGGUAGUUUAAUAAAGUAUAUAGCCUGAA
Molecule: messenger RNA, 3047 nt
Organism: Arvicanthis niloticus (Nile rat)
Lineage: Eukaryota; Metazoa; Chordata; Mammalia; Rodentia; Muridae
Gene: Incenp
Product: inner centromere protein
Biological process (GO): metaphase chromosome alignment; meiotic spindle midzone assembly; mitotic cytokinesis
Cellular component (GO): chromosome passenger complex; meiotic spindle midzone; midbody
Source: RefSeq, a predicted model, not a curated record